Spea bombifrons (plains spadefoot toad) is the source of this 1403-nucleotide messenger RNA. It is a transcript of the gene PRPS1, whose product is annotated as phosphoribosyl pyrophosphate synthetase 1. The record is from RefSeq and is a predicted model, not a curated record. The transcript is spliced from 7 exons. Gene Ontology annotation, biological process: 5-phosphoribose 1-diphosphate biosynthetic process; ribonucleoside monophosphate biosynthetic process; purine nucleotide biosynthetic process. Lineage: Eukaryota; Metazoa; Chordata; Amphibia; Anura; Pelobatidae. Gene Ontology annotation, molecular function: ATP binding; ribose phosphate diphosphokinase activity; magnesium ion binding. Bases 73 to 1029 code for a protein of 318 amino acids. Gene Ontology annotation, cellular component: cytoplasm; ribose phosphate diphosphokinase complex.
CACAUUGUGCUCUUCCGUGUCAGAUACAGAGUGGGUCCGUCUAUAAGCCUCGGUUCAAUACCGGACAGCGACAUGCCGAAUAUCAAAAUAUUCAGCGGUAGUUCUCACCAGGAUCUGUCACAGAAGAUCUCUGACAGAUUGGGACUGGAAAUGGGUCGUGUCGUUACCAAGAAAUUCAGCAACCAGGAGACAUGUGUAGAAAUUGGGGAGAGUGUACGUGGAGAAGAUGUAUACAUUGUGCAGAGUGGCUGUGGAGAAAUAAAUGACAACCUAAUGGAGCUCCUAAUCAUGAUCAAUGCGUGCAAGAUAGCUUCAGCCUGCCGUGUUACUGCUGUAAUACCUUGCUUUCCAUAUGCCCGUCAGGACAAGAAGGACAAGUCACGAGCGCCAAUCUCUGCCAAGCUUGUUGCCAACAUGUUGUCUGUGGCAGGUGCGGAUCACAUAAUUACAAUGGACCUCCAUGCAUCCCAGAUCCAGGGUUUUUUUGAUAUCCCAGUGGAUAAUCUCUAUGCAGAACCAGCAGUCUUAAAAUGGAUUCGAGAGAACAUACCAGAGUGGAAAACAUGCACAAUUGUUUCUCCGGAUGCAGGGGGAGCAAAGAGAGUGACAUCAAUCGCUGACCGUUUGAAUGUGGACUUCGCUCUGAUUCACAAGGAAAGAAAGAAAGCCAACGAGGUGGAUCGUAUGGUGUUGGUUGGGGAUGUAAAAGAUAAAGUUGCUAUACUUGUUGAUGACAUGGCAGACACCUGUGGAACUAUUUGUCAUGCAGCAGAAAAACUUCUUUCAGCUGGAGCGACAAAAGUAUAUGCCAUUUUGACACAUGGUAUAUUUUCUGGUCCAGCUAUUUCACGGAUUAAUAAUGCUUGUUUUGAAGCCGUGGUGGUGACCAACACAAUCCCCCAAGAGGAGAAGAUCAGACACUGCUCUAAAAUCCAGGUUAUUGAUAUCUCCAUGAUCUUAGCUGAAGCCAUUCGAAGGACCCACAAUGGAGAAUCUGUCUCUUAUCUGUUCAGCCAUGUACCCUUGUAGUGGCCGUAAUAGUAGAAGACCGUUACAACUCUGGUCCUUGGCAAAACUCUUUAUAAUCAUCCUUCCACAGGAUACUCUGAAGAUAAGAAAUGCCCUUCCAUCAUAUUCUCCUUACUACCUGUGUUAUGGAACAUUGGUGUGUUGCUCUGCUACCGAACAGGAGAAGUGGCAUUUAAUGUCCUAGGCCAAAUGCCUCCAGCAUCACUGACUUGGAGAAAAUUGGAACAGCUGUCCACUGAUUUUAUUUUGUGUUUUUGGUUUUACGAACUGUAUUAGGAAAACAAGCUGUACUUUUGGACAGAAUGGUAGGCGGCAAUGAAAGAACACUUUGUAUUUUGUUUUUCUUCGUUGUCUAAAUAAAAUGAGCUGCCUUA